Hevea brasiliensis (rubber tree) is the source of this 1851-nucleotide messenger RNA. RefSeq names its product 3'-5' exonuclease. The coding region runs from base 244 to 1023 and encodes 259 amino acids. NCBI's taxonomy places the organism in Eukaryota, Viridiplantae, Streptophyta, Magnoliopsida, Malpighiales, Euphorbiaceae. Gene Ontology annotation, molecular function: 3'-5' exonuclease activity; nucleic acid binding. Gene Ontology annotation, biological process: nucleobase-containing compound metabolic process. The record is from RefSeq and is a predicted model, not a curated record. The transcript has 5 exons.
UUUUUUUAUUCCAAAAUAAAAAAAAAAUCAAUUGGGUGUAUUUCCCGAAAAACUAUACAUUCAAAAUAUUUGUAAAGCGCGAAGCUGGAAGUGGAAAAAUCGGAUAUAUAAUACAGAUGCGCGCUAAAACCGAGUACCUCUCUGAUCGGAAAUUCUCUCAUUUUCUCCUACUUUCCCAUUUGCCAAACAAAUUCAAUCAAACUCCCUACAAACACUCCCCACACAGGCCAAAUUAAAAUUAUUAUGCAUUCCCAAGAGAUCAGUAACGCUGACAAUAACAGCGAAAUCGCUUCUCAUUCUUCUCCAUCUGUUUCAGUUCCAGACUGGGAUCAACCCCUCACAGAGGAAGAGCUCCAAGCCAUUGAUGCUAUUGAAGCCGCAUUUCAACGGUCCACAUCUGCGAAUGGUACUCCUUCAUCAUCCGUUAUCAGGAAACGACGUUCACAUCCCCAAAAUGACCUAGAUAUGAAGAAAACUUGCCGCCAGUUGCCCAAUUCCGUUCUGGGUCUCUGUAGACCCUUUUCACUAUCUCCUUGUCAAGGUGUUUUGCCUGGAAAAGUUGCAGUUAUGCAGUUAUGCUGCGGCACUGAUUAUUGUCAUGUGAUGCAUAUUUUUCAUUCUGGAAUCACAGAGACACUGCAGUUUCUUCUUGAGAAUUCUACACUGCUAAAAGUUGGAGUUGGCAUUCACAAUGAUUCUGUGAAGUUUUUUAAAGACUAUAAAAUAUCUGUUAAAGCAGUGGAGGACCUUUCUUAUCUGGCAAAUAAAAAACUUGGCGGGGAACCUAAAAGUUGGGGUCUUCAAUCUCUAACUGAAAAGCUCAUUUCUAAAGAGCUUCAAAAGUCGAACAAAAUUAGACUGGGAAACUGGGAAGUAGAUGUUUUAUCAAAGAAUCAACUAGAGUAUGCUGCCACAGAUGCUUUUGCUUCUUGGCAGCUUUACCAGGUGUUAAAAAGUCUCCCAGAUGCAAAGGAUGCAACUGCUGAAAGAAGUGAGGAAGUGAGAGUUGUCACACAACAAUGAGGUCUGCUGUUAUGAUCACCUAAUCAUGCAUAUCUAUCUGUUGCAAAAUGAAUUAAAUUUUUAGAUUUUGCCACCAUUAUUCUUUAUAGAAGGUCUAUUCAGAAUAAUUAUUGCUUCAUAUGAAAAUUGAUCUUACAUUUGUAUCAUUGGCACAUAGGGGGGUUUAAACUUCGACUUCACUAGUCUUAUGAGGAGAUAAUAACAUAUUUAUAUAUAUUGUAGGUUAAUAAUACAUGAGCUAAACUAAAAAAUGGGAUUUGAGCUUGAGAUUUAUCAAUUAAAGUAUCAAACCUUUAACAGUUUAGCAUAUAAAGCAAGGGUUAGUACUAUGAGGAUGGUCAUGGUCAUUGUCUUGACUUUUCAGCAUAAUUUAUAGCAUGUCUUGACAUGAGAAGUUCGUUUGAUUAACCCUGAAUAACAUUUGUUUUUCAUGAACAUUUUCUUUGGAAUUGGAUUGGACCACCAUCCGUACCAAGCUGGGCAUAAGAGGAGGGAAGAAAUUGGCCAGAAUUUAGAAAGGUAGAAUAACGUAGUGAGAUACAAAAGGGACAUGUUCACUUUCCUGAAAUGUGCCAACUUAUUAUUUUGCAAAGGCGAAAUCUUUGGAAUAGUGAUGUGUGUUAAUCAAGAUCCAAAAUGAACAUCCGAAUUUCUCGGUAGUUAUCAAGAGAAAAUCCAACAUCCCACAUGCCCAGCACAUGGUUAAAGAGACAAAAGGUUAUGUCCAAUCUCUUGUUGGCUUUUGCCAUGCCAAAAAGCUGAUUAAAAUCCAACAUAUUUAGUUCUUGUGUAUACGGUUUAGCUGUAAAAUGGAUUUCAUUCUUUUUC